Messenger RNA from Lemur catta (Ring-tailed lemur), 6366 nucleotides. RefSeq names its product solute carrier family 22 member 13 (gene SLC22A13). The record is from RefSeq and is a predicted model, not a curated record. The transcript has 9 exons. Bases 1637 to 3511 code for a protein of 624 amino acids. NCBI's taxonomy places the organism in Eukaryota, Metazoa, Chordata, Mammalia, Primates, Lemuridae. Gene Ontology annotation, cellular component: membrane. Gene Ontology annotation, biological process: transmembrane transport. Gene Ontology annotation, molecular function: transmembrane transporter activity.
CCCAGCUUGACCUCCCAAAUUGCUGGGAUUACAGGCGUGAGCCACUGCACCCAGAUUGUCUCUAUUUUAGACUCACACACCAAGAGGUGGAAGCGUCCUUAGAGAUGAUCUAGUUCAAGCUCUCCCUUUACUCAGAUGAGGAAAUUGAGGCCCAGAGAGGGGAAUGGACAGAUCAAUUAGCAGCAGAGCCCGAACUUCCUACCUCCCAGGUGUAGCUCCCUUGGCUACUUGGAGAUGAAUAAAGCAAAAAUGCUUUUCCUGACUUGAGUGAGGAGAUGAUGAGGGCUAAGGACAAGGCUCGUGUCUCCACCUCAGUUUUCCCCCAUGAGGGGAACAUUAAACUGAGCAGUGGCAACUGAUAGUGACCGUUUUCUUGGCAGUUCAACAGAGGCAAUUCAGAGAAUGGAAACACUCAAGGAAGCUAGGUGAAGGAAAACAAGGGACAGCGGUGAGCCUCGUGGGAGACCAUGGGAUGGGGCCAAGAACAAAGCAUUCUCCUUAUACAAUGUGGCUGGCCUGGCCUCUGCCCUCCUCCAUCUGCUCUGCCUGGACCCGUACCCCAGGCUGGCUGGCAAAUAGGCUGCCAGCAGCUAUGCCAGCCCGGUGGCCAGACACAGGCACACUCCAUCCAGGGCUGCCCCCAACAACCUUGCUUCCUUCUUUGUAUUCCCUCCACCCAUGCUCAUCUCUUAAAAUAGUUCAAAACUGAGAACGUGGAGAUGGUUUCUUAUGCAUAUUCAAGCAGAUAUAGAUGUGUACGUGUGCAUGUGCGUACACUGUGUCAGAGGGAGACUUUGUCCUGUGUUCCUCUGUUAUCACUGAGAUUGCUUAGGGAGGCUGGGGUUACUCUGGGCCAACUUGAAUCCUUUUUUUUUUUUUUGUCUUAGUAAUGUGUUCCUGUUUUCCUUUGUUCUUUCUACUGUUGAUUAUAGUAGAGCUCAAAAUGAAGCUCUUGGCUGUUCUGUAAUGGCUCUGUAUUCUUGAAUUGUCUUUGGCGCUGGAAAGGAAGUGCAUUUGGUGCGUCUCUUGGCCCGCAGGCUACCUCCCGGGAUUGGCUGGUCUGCAUCUAGCACACAGCAGAGACCCACGGCGGAAAGACCACCACAGUUAACAUGCAGGCUGGGUGCCUGCUGCUCUCCUGACUCACCCCCCACUGCCUAGUGUGGGCUGGUCCGUAGAAGGGACCUCUGUGUCACUCUGAGUGUUGCAAGGACUUCUCUUAGAAUUUGGUUCUACAGUAAUGGGGGGCAUUUGAGCAGGGUGGGAAUUGUUUAGGAUGUUGUGAUUGGAAGUAGGGGGUUGGGAGCUGCUGUAGGCUAUAUAAUGUUUGGCUAAAGCUCACUCCUGAGCGCUGGGCCUGAGAAGGUCCCCCUGGUUCCUCUUUGGACAUCUGUAUCUCUUACAGUCAAUAAAACAUCCUCAGAUGCUACGAACGGAAUGGACUAUUUUGGUUUUUUAUUAUAUUCUAUCCUUCCCAGGCCAUACCUAGUGAGUCACAGUGUGACAGGUGGAGCUGGGCAAGGCUGGAUUAAACAUUAAUGCAGCUAUUUCCACAACCCAGAGGAGCAAGUGCCACCAGAGCCAAGCUGCAGAGCUACCUGGUAUCUCCAGGCUGAGGAGGUGGUGACCAACAGACAUGUCUCAGUUUGCCCAGGUCCUGGCUGAAAUAGGUGACUUUGGUCGCUUCCAGAUACGGCUAAUGAUCCUGCUGAGCAUCCCCAACUUCCUACACGCCUUCUACUUCUUUGCCCAAGUCUUCAUGGUCCUGGAUGAGCCCCACCACUGCUCAGUGGCCUGGGUCAAGAACCACACUCUUAACCUGAGUGCUGCGGACCAGCUGGCGUUGGGGGUGCCUCUGGAUGCUGCAGGCAACCCCGAGCCCUGCCUCAUGUUCCGGCCACCCCCCGAUGGUGCCAGCCUGGAGGACAUCCUCAGCCACCGCUUCAACGAGACGCAGCCUUGUGAUACGGGCUGGGACUAUCCUGAGAACAGGCCCCUGUCCCUAACGAAAGAGUUCAACCUGGUGUGCGAUCGGCAGUACCUGAAGGAGGCCUCACAGUCAGUGUACAUGUCUGGGCUCCUGGUCGGGGCCCUCAUCUUCGGACCCCUCUGCGACAGGAUUGGCCGCAAGGCCGCCGUCCUGGUGCAGCUGCUGCUGUUCUCCAUCAUCGGCGUGUCCACGGCCUUCGUGCCCAGCUUUGAGCUCUACAUGGCCCUGCGCUUUGCGGUGGCCACCGCCAUCUCUGGAUAUACCUUCAGUAACGUCAGCCUGCGUGAGUAUCUGGGCUCUGGGGCCUCCAGCCUUGUCAGGCACCCCGCACCCGAAGCCGUCGCACCACAGCUUCCUUUGUUGGGCCUGACGUGGUGGCAUUUGGGGGUGACAGGGACUGAGAGGGCAGGGGCUGGCCCAGUCUCACCCUCUGUUCCCGCAGUUACAGAGUGGGUGGGGCCCUCGUGGAGGACGCAGGCCGUGGUCCUGUCCCUGUGCGCCUUUGCCCUCGGGCAGAUGGCGCUGGCAGGACUCGCCUAUGGCGUCCGCAACUGGAGGCUCUUCCAGAUCGCCGGCACUGCGCCUGCCCUGCUGCUCUUCUUCUACUUCUGGGCUCUGCCAGAGUCUGCACGGUGGCUCCUGACCCGGGGGAGGAUAGAGGAAGCUAAACAAGUGAUCCGGAAAGCGGCCUUGGUCAACAGGCGGAAACUCUCCCCAGAGCUCCUGAGCCAGCUGGUCGAAGAGAAAACAGGCCCCUCGGGGAAUGCCCUGGAUCUGCUCAGACACCCCCAGCUCCGGAAGGUGACCCUGGUUCUCUUCUGUGUCUGGUUUUCGACCAAUGUGGUGUACUUCGGCCUGGGCCUGAAAGUGGGAGACUUCGGUCUGGACAUCUACGUGACCCAGCUAAUUUUUGGAGCAGUUGAGGUGCCUGCCCGCUAUUCCAGCAUCUUCAUGAUGCAGAGAUUGGGCCGCAAAUGGAGCCAGCUGGGGACCCAGAUUCUGGGUGGGCUCAUGUGUAUCAGCAUCGUCUUCAUCCCAGCAGGUACCAGGCUGGCUGCCCCUCCCCUUGCCUCACCCCAGACCAACAGUUCCGCUUUCAGGAAUCUGCCUGUGGUGGUCACCGUGCUGGCCGUGGUGGGGAGGAUCGCCAUAUCUGCCACCUUUACCAUCGCCUACGUGUACUCUGCCGAGCUUUUCCCCACCGUCAUCCGGCAGACGGGCAUGGGGCUGGUGAGCCUCUUCUCACGCAUCGGGGGCAUCCUCACGCCAUUCGUGAUCCUGCUGGAGGAGUUCUAUGCAGCCCUCCCCAUGCUCAUCUACGGCAUCGUCCCCAUCGUGGCCGGCUUGCUCUGCAUCCUGCUGCCAGAGACGCAAGGCCAGGCCCUGAAGGACUCCAUCGAGGACAUGGAGCAGGAGCCCCACCCACGGGCCCCCAAGUCAGUGCCCCCAGGAAAGGAAACGGACGCCACAGGAAGAACCUCCAGCCCAGGGGUGGCGUUUGUGAGCAGCACAUAUUUCUGAUGGAGGCCUCUGAGAGCUAGACCACCAGCACCAGGGAGCUGCCUAAACAUCCCCCUGGACGUGGCCAGGACCCACAAGGACACAGGGACAAGACCAGCCUUGCUUAUAGAGGCAGCACACCACAACCUGGCCCCAGCACCUGCCGCCCACCACCGAGCCCAACCCCAGGAGUGUCCGGGACAGGACCUCCUCCCUGCUUCACCCUCCUCACCUCCAGAGACCCACCCCCAACCCCGUCUGCGCCAGGGUCUCGGGUGUGUCUUGGGCUUCACUUGUGUUUUGAUGGUCUUGUCGGGGUAUGGCUCUCCGGAUCCCCUCAAGCCGGCUCGCUCUGCCCCCAAAACAGUCAGACCCAGACAAGAACACUAGGUAAGGCCUUUCCAAGUUUGAGACGGGGGGGGGAGGCACAAAAAUGUGAAGUUGUGGACUCUGCCCAGGCUGGCGGAUGAAAGGGCUGUGGGUGAAGGGUCAUGGCUCCUCUCAGUGGGUGCGUGAGACCCUCUGGCUAAGGAGUGGCCCCACAGGUCAUUCCAUCCCACAGAGAGAAGCCUCCCUCAGUGGCAAUCCAGGCUUCCAGCUUGCAUUCUCUUCAAAGACCUCCCCAGCCCCGGCCCCACUCUCAGCCCACGCCUAGCCUGAGUGGGGCAGCAGGGGCGUUUGUUCUGUUGCUCCUCCCCACCCGCGGGCUCUGCUGCUUCUGCAUCAUGCAGGGCCCCUGCAGGGUGAGGGAAAAGGCCAGGGGUCUUUGCACUCAGCGGCUGCUGGCCAUAGCUCUUUCCAGACAUACACUGCUUGUCACCCAUCAGUGCGUUUUGUCAGGUUUCUAAGAGCUGGCUCUUCCAUGGGGCAUCUCCACGGGGUUUCCAAAGAUCCUCUCCGAGCCUCUGCAUUGUGCCUUCAUACGGGCAAUGUGCUCCCAGCUCCUCUUGGGACCCCUCUGCAGCCACCUCUCCUCUCUUAACACUGGCAUCCCCUUGCCCCCAGAGACGGCCUUCUUGCGUGGGCUCCCAUCAAGCGACCUCAAGGCAGACCGCCUUCCCCAGCUUCUGCCUGGCCCACGGGAACACUAUUCAUCUUUGUGCCACCAAACGGUGGGAAAUGAGCUUGCCCAGCCACUGCCCGCUGGCUCCAGCUAACCUCCCACCAGGCAGAAGCUUUCAUGUCCCUUCCUAUAGGCACCCCAGCCCAAGGAGGGCUCCUUUGGAAACUCCCUCCCUCAUGCUUUCCACGUUCUCUUACAUAACGUGGGGGCCGGAGUUGUGCUGGACCAGUUUCUAUAAAUCCAGCACGGAAGAGCUCAGCACCCCUCAUUCAUGCGGAUGUUUCUUGCAGGUCUCAGCUCUGCAGUGAUGGGCAAAAGUUCUACUUAGCUUCCUACUGCACACCCAUGCACAUAGUCCUUCUUGGGGAACACUCACAAGUCUUUCUUGGACAAUGUGUCACUUGGGCUGAAGCUGCCAUAGUGUGGGGAAAAAAGAAAGGCUGGGUAGAAGUAGGGAAAGGGCCAUUUCCAAGCUGAAGGCAGUUGCUUCCUCAAAGAGGUGCACACUUGCUCUCUGUGAGGUGGGAUGACCACCAUCCCCGAGAAGAGACUUGAACGCACCCUUUACUGACACAAGCAUGAAGGCAAAGAUUCACCUGUUGCCUUUGCGUGAGUCUUCGGAGGUUUUUUUCUUUAGGAUUGCAGGCAGUUGGGGACAAAGACGUUUCUCUGUGUAUUUAAAAGCAUCCUGCGGCUUGAUCUGGUUAAUGGGUAAAUGUCUCUCAGCAGUAGCUGAAGGAAGAUCAGUAGCUGAGACCUCUGGGACCCCAGAGGAGAAGACAUUCAGGCCCGAUCGCAACUCUACCCUGAGGGGCACCACAGGGAGGGGCCCUUACUGGGCCAGGCAGUGGCCAGCAUGUGCCGAGCCAUGGCUGUCCUCCAAAGGGUGUCAUUGAACAUACAGCAGCCCAGAUUUGUGGGACACACUAGCCGUGAACACAUUUCUGAGGGCCGUGGAUAGCUCUGUGGGGGCUGGUGCAGGACUCAGAUCUCAGGACUUGGAGCCCCCCUCAGCCUCAGCCUUCCCAUUUUAGAGUGCACGACUUCCUAGUGCCCUUCACACUAAUCCUCGGGGAUUCUAAUCUUGGGUGCCAUGGCCAGGCAUGAAAGGCAAGGGGAUCCAGCUGUCUGCCCCCAAGGUCCAAGAAGAUAGGAAAGGCACGCCAGGCCGCAGCCCCACCCCAAUGCCCCCCAGGUCACUGCCAAGCACAGAGCAGGGCUGAAUCUGCGAGAUCGGCCCUGGCCCAUGCACUCCGGGGCUGCCUCCCUCGCUUACUCGUUCACCCGCUCACCGAUCUGCCGGGAAGACCCCAUGUCUCUUGCUCUGCGUACUGGGCCCAGAGAGCUACAGUUCAUCCGCAGCUAUCAAACUGCUCCCCAGAGCCUAGGGAGACGUGCCACAGACGAAGAGGAGCGGACAUUGUGGUGUCAAACAAGGCAGCUGGUCCAGUGUCCGGGGCAGAAGGCCCUGCAGAGGACAGGCGUCAAGGAGGGAGCCCAGGCCAGGUGCAGGGAGGGCAGGCGGGGGGUGGGGGGCAGGCAGCAGAGCUCUCAGAGCUGCAGCUGGAAGGUUUCUGGGGGUUUGCGGAACCAGGUACAGAUGGGGCAGGUAAGACCACGUCUCUAAUCUUGGACUUUGUUCUGAGGAGAAUAAAAGCCACUGAUUUUCUUUUUUCUUUAAACGGGGAUGGCCGAAUAAGAUUUGUAUUUUAAAAAUCAUUCUGUAUCUGACCAAUGUGUUGGGAGAAGGCAAAAGGGGAAGCAGACGAACCAGGCAUGGCGUCAUUGCAACAAUAAAUCAGUUCAUAGCAGG